This is a messenger RNA of Portunus trituberculatus (swimming crab), 1529 nucleotides long. RefSeq names its product procathepsin L-like. Gene Ontology annotation, cellular component: lysosome. Bases 55 to 1029 code for a protein of 324 amino acids. Gene Ontology annotation, biological process: immune response. Gene Ontology annotation, molecular function: cysteine-type endopeptidase activity. The record is from RefSeq and is a predicted model, not a curated record. The transcript is spliced from 6 exons. NCBI's taxonomy places the organism in Eukaryota, Metazoa, Arthropoda, Malacostraca, Decapoda, Portunidae.
AUCGUCUUGUAACAAACUCUAAAGAUUGUAAGGAAAUGUAUCUUGUGACUGCAGAUGAAAGCCUUUGUCCUGCUGGCCUGUACUGUGGUUCUGGCGGCCGCCACGCCCUCUUACAAUGAAUGGCAACGCUUCAAGACACAGUUCGGCAAGCAGUACAGAAGCAGCCAGGAGGAGGAGUACCGCAAGUCGGUGUUCGAGCAGAACCAAGAAUUCAUCGACAAUCAUAACAAGAAAUUUGAGGACGGCCUCGUCACCUUCACGCUCAAGAUGAAUCAGUUUGGUGAUCUGACCACAGACGAGAUCAACCAUAUGAUGAACGGGUACCGAGGGAGCCAGAGACGCCACACCAUGAUCCUUCACCAAUCCAAGGAAGAGGAACUUCCCAAAACUGUGGACUGGCGCAAGGAGGGCGCCGUCACCCCAGUGAAGGACCAGAAGGCGUGUGGUUCCUGUUGGGCGUUCUCCACGACCGGUUCCCUGGAGGGCCAACAUUUCCUUGCCUCUAAGAAACUGGUGAGCCUCUCAGAACAAAACCUUGUUGACUGCUCUGACAAGUACGGUAACUUCGGCUGCGGCGGCGGACUCAUGGACAAUGCCUUCAGGUACAUCAAGAACAACAACGGCAUUGACACCGAGCAGUCUUACCCUUACGAAGCCAAGAACGGCCCGUGCCGCUUCAAGGCUGGAGACGUUGGCGCCACCCUCACUGGUUAUGUUGACAUACAGAAGGACAGUGAAAAAGAUCUCCAGCAUGCUGUAGCAAAGAAGGGACCCAUCUCUGUUGCUAUCGACGCUUCCCGACCCACUUUCCACUUUUAUAGCAGUGGAAUCUAUUAUGAUGAACAUUGCUCGUCGACAUUCCUGGAUCAUGGAGUUCUUGCGGUGGGUUACGGUACUGACUCUAGUGAGUACUGGCUGGUGAAGAACUCCUGGAACGAGUCCUGGGGUGAUAAGGGAUACAUCAAGAUGUCCCGCAACAGGAAUAAUAACUGCGGUAUUGCGACACAAGCAUCUUAUCCUCUCGUCUAAGACCUGACACCACUCUGGAAGAUUCCCCACAAAGCCUGGUCGUGGCACAUUACCGUAAUUCAGAAUUGAUUUUUUUUUUUUAUGUUUUCGAGAGACUCGCUCAUAUAAUCACAAAAAUAAUAUCCUUGCCGCACUAACUGUAUUAAGAAACAAAUGAUUUAGAACAUUACAUUUAUAUCUGCAGACCAAUUUUUCCUUGCUUAAUGAAAUAAAAAUGUCAAUAUAAUUAAAAAAUCAUAAUGAACAAAGUAGUAUAUGAAAAGAAUAUUAUGCUACAUUUUGAAAAGAAGGAAAAAUGAAAAGAAAAAUAGUCACAUACAUAAGGGAAGAUUGAUGUAAAGGCUUAAUUAAAUUAAUUUCAAAGAAAAAACAGAAACAUAUAAUACUACAAUUUGAUAUAACUGAUCCUCUUAUAGGAAAAGAAUAUGUAUAUGUGUUGCAUGACAAUGACCAUGUAGUGUUUCUUAAUUAUAUGAAAAAAAGUAAAUCAAAUGUUUUCU